Messenger RNA from Gadus chalcogrammus (walleye pollock), 1111 nucleotides. RefSeq names its product neoverrucotoxin subunit beta-like. NCBI's taxonomy places the organism in Eukaryota, Metazoa, Chordata, Actinopteri, Gadiformes, Gadidae. The record is from RefSeq and is a predicted model, not a curated record. Gene Ontology annotation, molecular function: protein binding. The transcript is spliced from 4 exons. The coding region runs from base 60 to 1091 and encodes 343 amino acids.
GGAUUGGACUGAGUGAUCGAGAGAAAGAGGGGACCCACAAGUGGGUGGAUGGUACCCCCAUGACCUCAAGUUGGAGACACGUUAAACCACGCGAUGACGGCGGAGCAAGAGACUGCGUCGUAGCAGGGGAGGACGGCUGGUCUGAAGAACCGUGUAACAGACUGCACCACUGGAUCUGUGAGAAGGUCCUAGACCUGGAUCAUCUGGAGGCUGAGCGGAACAAAGAGGGUUCAGUGAUGCUCACGGAGGAGGAGGAGGAGGCCCCCAGCAUCACAGAGUUCCACUCCUCUACCCACGUGUUGCCCGUGGGCCAAACGGCCCGCUACACCUGCCACGCCGGCGGCACGCCGGAGCCCACAGUAGAGUGGCUCCACAACGGCAGGCCCCUGGAGAGGGACGGCAGAGACGACCAAUCAGAGGCCUGGGUGGAGAGGGGCUUCCUCUUCGUCAGAGGUGGGAGGUACGGCGUGAACACGGUCUGCUGCAUGGCGAGCAACAGCGCUGGCACGGCCAAUCACAGCGCUGAGCUGCUUGUCUUUGAUGCCUGUGACCUCACACUGGACCCCAACACGGCCCACAGAUACCUCUCUCUGUCUGAGGACAACAGGAAGGUGACGGGGGUUGGAGUGGUCCAGUCGUAUCCGGAUCACCCAGACAGAUUUGACUACUGGCACCAGGUGUUGGGUAGAGAGACUCUGACUGGCCGCUGUUACUGGGAGGUAGAGUGGGAAGGAGGGGUUGUUAUAGGAGUGACAUACAGAGGAAUCACAAGGAGAGGAGGGGGUGGUGACAGCGAGCUUGGAGGGAACAACAAGUCCUGGGUUCUUUAUUGUUAUGAUGGUCGUUACUCUGCCUGGUACAACCGUACAGAGACAGCCCUCCCUCUCCCCCCCGCUGGCUCCACCAGAGUAGGAGUGUAUCUGGACCGGCCUGCUGGCUCUCUGUCCUUCUACAGAGUGUCCCCAGGUGGAGGAGGGUCCUCAGACACACUGACACACCUCCACACCUUCUGGUCCUCCUUCACCCAGGAGGACCUCCUCCCGGGGGUGACGGUAGGGAGGUGGGGGUCAGCCUCUCUGUGUCGGUUGUAGAAACAAAAGGGACCUCCUGA